Molecule: messenger RNA, 682 nt
Organism: Eriocheir sinensis (Chinese mitten crab)
Lineage: Eukaryota; Metazoa; Arthropoda; Malacostraca; Decapoda; Varunidae
Exons: 5
Coding region: 75-665 (196 amino acids)
Molecular function (GO): carbohydrate binding
Source: RefSeq, a predicted model, not a curated record
AGAAGGAUGAGUUGGUGAGACUUGAUCAUAUAUAUCUUGGUGACGAUAAGACCCUCAGUUGAAGCUCGGCCACCAUGAAGUUCCGGUUGCUUUUUUGCGCGCUGUGCCUGUGGGGCCAGGCUGCGGGUCAGGGGGCAGAGGUGCUUCGGAUCGUGCAGGAGCUGAGUCGUGACCUCCAGGAGUCAGCCAACCAACGCGAUUCGUGGCUGACGCGUUAUCAACAAAUUGCGGACGUGAUCAAGAACAGUAAUGACCUCAGCGAAGAACUUCUGGAGAUCAGCAACGUGGCGAUGCCGGUCAUAUGGAACACCUUCAUGGCCGUGACAAUGGGCAUCAGCUUGCAACAGAUCGGGAAGGGCGCCGUCGGGAGCCCCUACAUCCCCUCGCCCUUCCCGCUGCCUCCGCCCCAGCCUGAAUACCUCUUCAUCUUCCCUUCGAACCUAACCUGCGAUGAUAAGUUUACCGUGCAGAUGACUGUGAUCCCGACGGCUGAGGCAAACGUUGGUUUCCGCCUUCACUUCGCGCCUCCAGAUGGGGAGCCGCUGGACUUCGAGAAUGGCGACCUCUUCUUCUCGUUUCACCUAAGAUGGCACUUCGAUUACGGGCCCAGCAAGGAGAUCGCCUUCAAUGACAGAUACAACGGUGAAUGGUCCGCCCAGAGGUAACAGUGGGCAGGACCUUU